UCUCUGGGCUGUUUACUCUCCUGGGGAAGGGGGUGUGUGGCGGAGGAAGGAAGAUGUUUGUUUAUAGAUCGGCUCCGGUUUCUUCCCGCGUUAGGACCGCGUAGACAGUGCCCGAUCGCCAGAGGGCUGCAGUUUGAGGCACCCGCGCAAGGAGGCGACGGCCUAGCUUCUCCUAGGGUUCCUGUUUGGUGUUGGACACAUUCUCAGUUCAUCGACUACUGAGCUUCACUGGGACACUGGAGCAGCCCUCCUGGCCCCCAACCCCAGGACGUCGUCUUUGGUGUGAAGACUUCCAUACUCAUCUUGCUGCUGAAGGCAAAAUACUACAUUUCUUCGGCGCAAAAGUGGCCUGAAAGAGUUGCCCGGCAUUCCUGUUCUUCCCAAAGCGGCUCGGAGCCACCCCAAGGGCCGCGGGACUGAAAGCAAACGUCGGGGAUUAUUAUGUCGAUUUCCCGAGAACCGGGGUUCGCAGCGCGGAACCGAAGGAAAGGCUAGCUCCUCGGAGGGCCCGCCGGCACUUGAUACCCAGCGACGCCUAGGAUUGCCCAGAUCGCCUGCGGUGGAUCAGCAACUUUCCUCUACUCGCAUCCCAUAUUUUUAAAGAAAAAAUUUUCUGUUCGCCGCGUUGGUCUUUUACUGCCAUCAAAACACUGAAGCAAAGACUUCAGGCUCGUCAAAGUAUGCUUUAUAUUUUUGCCAAAUGUGAUCUCUAAUUGAAAGUUUAUUUUUGGUUUUGGAUGAAUCUGUGGAACUUAUAUUAUAAGAAGAAAGGGGGAACGAGACACGAUGAAAGAGAAGUCCAAAAAUGCUGCCCGGACUAGGAGGGAGAAGGAAAACAGUGAAUUUUAUGAACUGGCUAAAUUACUGCCUUUGCCCUCGGCUAUCACCUCGCAGCUGGACAAAGCAUCCAUAAUCAGGCUCACCACCAGCUAUCUCAAGAUGAGAGUAGUGUUCCCAGAAGGGCUCGGCGAAGCGUGGGGCCACUCGAGCAGGACCAGUCCCCUGGACAACGUAGGCCGCGAACUGGGCUCCCACUUGCUCCAGACCUUGGAUGGCUUCAUCUUUGUGGUGGCCCCAGAUGGGAAGAUCAUGUACAUCUCGGAGACAGCCUCAGUCCACCUGGGUCUUUCUCAGGUAGAGCUGACCGGGAACAGCAUUUACGAAUACAUCCACCCUGCGGACCACGACGAGAUGACGGCGGUGCUCACGGCUCACCAGCCGUACCACUCUCACUUCGUCCAGGAGUACGAGAUCGAGCGCUCCUUCUUCCUGAGGAUGAAGUGCGUCUUGGCCAAGAGGAACGCGGGCCUCACCUGCGGCGGCUACAAGGUCAUUCACUGCAGCGGAUACCUGAAGAUCCGCCAGUACAGCCUGGACAUGUCCCCCUUCGACGGCUGCUACCAGAACGUGGGCCUGGUGGCCGUGGGCCACUCGCUGCCUCCCAGCGCCGUCACGGAGAUCAAGCUGCACAGCAACAUGUUCAUGUUCCGCGCCAGCCUGGACAUGAAGCUCAUCUUCCUGGACUCCAGAGUGGCGGAGCUGACGGGGUACGAGCCUCAGGACCUGAUUGAGAAGACCCUGUACCACCACGUGCACGGCUGCGACACCUUCCACCUGCGCUGCGCCCACCACCUGCUGCUGGUAAAGGGGCAGGUGACCACCAAAUACUACCGGUUCCUGGCGAAGCACGGCGGCUGGGUGUGGGUGCAGAGCUAUGCGACCAUCGUGCACAACAGCCGCUCGUCCAGGCCGCACUGUAUCGUCAGCGUCAACUAUGUCCUCACAGACACGGAAUACAAAGGGCUGCAGCUCUCCCUGGAUCAGAUCUCAGCCUCCAAACCAGCCUUCUCCUAUGCAGGCAGCUCCACUCCUGCCAUGACUGACAGCAGAAAGGGGGCCAAGUCCAGGCUUUCCAGCUCAAAGUCUAAGUCCAGGACUUCCCCAUACCCUCAGUACUCGGGAUUUCCCGCGGAAAGAUCUGAAUCUGAUCACGACAGCCAGUGGGGCGGCAGUCCGCUGACAGACGCGGCCUCCCCGCAGCUGCUGGACCCCGCGGACCGGCCGGGCUCUCAGCACGACGCGUCGUGCGCCUACAGGCAGUUCUCGGAACGCGGCUCUCUCUGCUACGGCUUCGCGCUCGACCCCUCCAGGCUGGUGGAGGAGAGGCAUUUCCACACCCAGGCCUGCGAGGGCGGCCGGUGUGAGGCAGGCAGGUACUUCCUGGGAGCGCCGCAGGCGGGGAGGGAGCCCUGGUGGGGCUCUCGCGCAGCCUUGCCCCUGACCAAGGCCUCCCCGGAAAGCAGAGGAGCCUAUGAGAGCAGCAUGCCUCACAUCGCCUCGGUCCACAGGAUCCACGGGCGAGGUCAUUGGGAUGAAGAUAGUGUGGUCAGUUCUCCAGACCCUGGGUCUGCCAGCGAAUCAGGUGACCGAUAUCGCACUGAGCAGUAUCAAAGUAGCCCACAUGAACCUAGCAAAAUCGAAACUCUGAUCAGAGCCACCCAGCAAAUGAUUAAAGAAGAAGAGAACAGGUUGCAGCUGAGGAAAGCCCCCCCAGACCAACUGGCUUCCAUUAAUGGAGCUGGGAAAAAACACUCCCUCUGUUUUGCAAACUACCAGCAGCCCCCAACGACAGGCGAAGUCUGCCACAGCUCUGCUCUUGCCAACACUUCACCAUGUGACCACAUCCAGCAGAGAGAGGGAAAGAUGCUGAGUCCCCGCGAAAAUGACUACGACAACAGUCCCACAGCACUGUCGCGGAUAAGUAGUCCUAAUUCGGAUCGCAUUUCCAAAUCCAGUUUGAUCCUAGCUAAAGACUAUCUACAUUCGGAUAUGUCUCCUCAUCAGACGGCAGGAGACCAUCCUGCCAUCUCUCCAAACUGCUUUGGCUCUCACCGGCAGUAUUUUGAUAAGCAUGCUUACACAUUAACUGGAUACGCCCUGGAGCACUUAUAUGAUAGCGAAACCAUUAGAAACUAUUCCUUGGGCUGUAAUGGCUCGCACUUUGAUGUAACUUCCCAUCUAAGGAUGCAGCCGGAUCCAGCACAAGGACACAAGGGAACAUCUGUUAUAAUAACCAAUGGAAGCUGAUGUUUUUUCUAAAAUAUUUUGUUCUUUAAGGAUCUCUGAAACAUAUUUAUCAUUUAAUGCCCCAUUACCAACAUUUACAAUGCCACAGAUUGUUUAGAGUGGAUAAUUUAAGUUACUGGGUAUUUGACAUGUGUUCUUGUGAAAUCAAAGAUAACAGCACUGGCAUUCAGGGUUAUACACAGAUAAUGGAGCUAAAGUGAAUACACAAAUUGCCCCUCUAUUUAUAUGGGAACCAGAAUAGAUAAAUUUUGAAUUGAAAAAUACUUGUGUAGAUUACAUGAGCAUAUAUAUCACAUGAAAGGGCCGAUGGAUGACAACAAUCAUUAUGAUGAUACAGUGAACUUCAUACAGACCACUAUCCACAAACUGCUAUAUAUACUUUACAUAUGGAAAUAUAGACUAUAUACCAUAAAUAUACCCCAAAUGAGUAAGUUUCCUUAACCCUAGCACAUUAAGCAUCUUAAAGAAAUUUCCAUUCCCAAAAUAACUAAGAAAGAGAUAUAUCUUGUAAACUGGUUUCUUCUUUGUGGUUUCAACCAUCCAGCUCAUUUGGUUCAGGCAUAAAUUAGGGAAAUGGUUCUGGAUAUGAUACAAGAAUGAGUUUUCACAUGGCAUCCAUUAUAAGAAAUCAGGAAGUGGUGAUUUUUCACCUUACUUUUGAGUUAGACAAAGAACAGGAUCACACUGACAUAGCAGUAAGGGUUUUUCUAAGUAAAAACACUGGGAUAUUGGGACACACAUCAAAAGCCUGGUGUGCCCAACUGGAAAUAGAUUAGUAGAGAUGGAAAGGCCAGAGGCAGAGAAAAAUGAAAUGAUAUCUCAAAACAAAUAAUUUCAGGGUCAGCAUAUGUAAUCAACAUACUUGGGGCUUGUAAAACUAACCAAAUAAAAAUUCAAACUAAUUCACCAGGAAAAAAAGGCUGAUAAGUGCAAAAAAAAAAACCACACACAAAAAAAAAAAACUAAGGGAAACCAGUGAAGUGCUACAUGACAGCAGUGUAAGUGUUUGAACACAUUUCAAAGCACAGAUGUGCAAAUGUGGCAUGUGGAAAGCCUCAGGAGAGAGUCUAAGAUAAAAGCCUAGGCUGACAGACAAGUGGUUAGAAGGGUACGAGUAGUACUCCGACUGAAGGAACAGGCAAAGCAUUCAUUUUUCCAUAUCGUUUGUAAACAGCAAAAACAAACUUGGUCUUAAGUUCAUGUGAUACAGUAGAAAGACCAGCAGACUAGAUGCCGAGAUCUCUGAGUUCCAGUUUGACCCUGCCUGUAACUUAUUUUGGGAGCACAGAUGUAUCACUGACCACACCUGGGCCCCAAUUUCUUUAUCCGUAUGGCAGCUCUAAAGUUCCAAGGUUCUGUGGUUCGUUCAUGCAGCAGUACUGAACUUGUUAACCAGUUAUCUCUCUGCUGUGAGUUGUCAAGGCUCAUCAUUUCUGGCUUACCUGCACUCAUACAGAGGUCUAGAUGCUUUGAAACUUAAGCAGGUGCAUGGGCUCUUUUAGGCAUAUUAUAGUUACAAUCAACUUUCUAGUUCAGCCGAGAUAUAGAUGGUAGAAACUGAUGAGGGAGAAGAAAAAUAUGUAAUAUGUAUUUAAUGCAUCAUUCUCCAGUAAUCAAAGCAAAGUGACAUAAGUGAUUAGAGAAAUUUUAUAGAAAAUAUUUCCUAGGAGUCCCAUGCCUGAAACUCUUGCCAUAUGGAAGCGGGGAGGGAGGUAUUAGAACUUACAUUUUGAAGACAGAACAUGACAUUGAACACUCAGGGAUUGGCACUAUAUUUUCAUCAUUUAACACAGUUAUUUGGCAGUCCAGAGGCAGGUGACAAUCUGAAUGAUGGUAAUCUGAGAGAUGAAUACUGGGUUGUUUGUGAGAAAGGAGGCUACGUAAAAUUAACUAAAUAGCUCUUGGGUAUGACAGCAACAUUUGUGCUGUAAAUGAAAAAGGUGCACGUGAGUGAGAAAGUUAGUGGUUAUCAUAUAUACUUUCAAAAAUGUUAAAAGAACAAUAAAAACUAAAAUUUGAACUAUACAAGCAAAAGUAUUUAUGGAAAACCCUGGAACACUUAAAAUGGAUUUUUGAUCAAUUUGCAACAUGAAGUAAGGUUUUAGGAAUGCUAAAGUUUUUGCAGAAUUCUGUAGAUGGACAAAUGGUUCAAAGGCACAGAUAUCUCAAGAAUAUGGUGCAUUUUGGAAAGGAAAUCUACACAGAUGGGUUUUACUAAUGGAUACACAUUCUACCAAAAAUGUCAAGGACAGAUGGUAUAAAAGAAAUGGAAUCUUAAGAAUCAAGAAAAUGAAUUGAUAUGAAAGAAAACACUGUCAAAGUAAUUUCAGUGGGAUUUUUCUAUGGAAGAUAGUUAACUGAUGAAAGAAAUAAAUUAUGAACUCUACAAUUAGGGAGUAGUCAGAAGGAAUAAUGCUCUUUAAAAUGGUAUGACCAAUACUUUUAAGUGAAGACAGAAUUAACUGAAUUAAUUGAUUCAUCUUGAUUAAAUUUUUGGUAGAUUGAUCCAGUUUCAAACACAACCUAUUUAAUUUAUGUGUCAAUAAUUUUAUGGUAGCAGCUUUAUUACAUUAAAUAUAAUGCCUAUAUAUGUAUAUGUAUGUUCCCAUUUAAAAUUAAACUUAAAUUGGCUUUAGUUUUAAUACUUGAUUUCCAUAACUUUGCUAAAUGCUGAGAAUUGACUGAAAUAGAGAAGUAUGAUUUUUAUAUCACUUUGGGGAUUCAUAAAAAUGUGUUAUAUCCAAUUAUUAGAACAAUGUGUAACCAUUCAUUAGAUGAUGCAAACCUCAUGCUUUCUAGUAAUAGUAGGAGUAUCUUUGUUUCCCAUUUUACCUGUCUGCCCUACCUAAUUUAAAAAUUUGGAUGACCAAAGAAAUAAAUGAAUAUUUCCCCAUCUUCCUUGGGAAAAUUUAGUUAAAACUAUUAUUGAGAAUAUACAGAUUUGAUGUAUUAUUUUUGGAUGCAUAAUAUUAAUGUCACAAUCACUACAGGUCGGACAUUUAGGUGUGUCACACAGGUUUUUUGACAUGCUGUGCUGAAUAUAAUAGGCUAGCUUUUUCUAAACUGUAAUUGCCUGAUUUAGGAUAAUACAACACAGGGCUGGUGUGACAUUCAAUAUGAGACAGGAUGCAAUAAAUGAUUUGCCUUCAGUAUUAUACAGAAAACCCAUUUAUUCUUUUCUGAUUAUAUUUUAUAGGACUAGAAUAUUUCCACGGGGUGCUAUUCUUAAUUCUCUCUACACCCUGCUGCCACAUGCUGCUUCUGGGCAGAGAAUCCCACUUAAACUAGGCUUUAAUGGGCUAUUCUAAAAAAAGGAUAAUAUGCUUCAUUUUCUUGUCUUUUGAAUGGGGGAUGAGGAUCAAUUCAAUAAAAGAUCAUUUGGAAAAUAUGCAUAGACAUUUUAAAAUGAAACGAAAAGAUUUUUUUCCCAAGACCUAGACCAAAUAAGUUUGAUAGAAGACACUACAGCUAAAGAGACCUUCUGAAUACAGAUAUAUUUUAUAGCUCUCUUGCUUUCUUUUAAGAGCUGGUUGUUACUAAACUACUCAGUGCAAUUCUAAUUAGUAUUAGUAGUAUUUGGAAAUGACAGAGUCAAUGCUGAUUGGAAAACUGAGGAUUUGGCCAUUUUGGGGUCACUUACCUUGCCCAGCAGAAUAGCUUAUGCUUCAAUGUACUCUGAUUUAAAAAGUUUGAGUGCCCAGAUUUGGUUCCUUCAGUCACUCAAACUACAGGACAGAAGGACACAUCUUGUUUUCUGAAUGACUUAAUAAUGAAUGUGAAUCCUCUGGUUCUCCAAAUAAGUGAUUCAACUUUCAUGUCAGUGUCAGCUUUUGUGAAUAGGAAUUUGACUAUAAGACAGCAAAAUCAAUUGGUUAGUCCUUCCUGGGAAAUGCAUUGUGGAUAAAACAUUCAUUUUCAUUCUAAACCUCAGAUGAAUGACAGAACAGCUAUGGACACAUGCCUAGAAAAUAUUCUUGGGAGAAAUUUCUGUGUGGGGCUCAUUUCUUGUGCACAAGAGUGGUACGGGUAAUGCUGAACUCAAAAAGUGAGAUUGUGCUCAUAUCCAAAUAGGGUUUGCUUAGAGUUCCUUUUCUAGGACGGUAUGCAGAAAGGCUGUGUGUAUGUAUAGUACACACACACACACACACACACAUGCACACACACACAAGCAAUUGUAAAACAAGUAACAAAGUUCUAUUCUGCUGUGCUCCUUAAAAACUGAUGGUUCACAUAAGAAAUCCUAAUUGAUAAUUUAAACCAAACAUUUAUCAUUUUAUUUAUUACAGUUUUGCUGCAUGGGAAUUUGCUUUCAUAAGCCUGUAUAGUUUGUCCUAAUUUACUCAUCCGGAGCACAUUUAAUCACAGUUGCAUUUGCACCCAACAACCCUGGUGUGUUUACAUUUCAAAAGAAAUGAAAUUGGCAUGGAAAAAUUUUAGAAGUACUGUAACUUUUCUCCAAUAUUUUUCCCCAAAGGGAAAUAUUUCAAAAAACGAAACAUACGAGUAGGCACUUCAAAAAAAGAUAAAAUAUUUUAUGUUUGUUUUUUGACUGACAUGCUAUAAAAGGAUUAUAUUUGUGAAAGAAGAUACUGAUUGCCAAUAUUUCAAAUACCAUCUUGCAAUGUAUAGUUUUUAGUGAUAUCAUAGUAUAAAUCUGUAAUUUGAACUUUUACUUUGGAAUGUAAAGUAGAAAAUAUUAGCUAUGUCAAUGAUAUCUUGCAAAGU
This is a messenger RNA of Balaenoptera ricei (Rice's whale), 7812 nucleotides long. RefSeq names its product SIM bHLH transcription factor 1 (gene SIM1). Gene Ontology annotation, biological process: regulation of transcription by RNA polymerase II. Lineage: Eukaryota; Metazoa; Chordata; Mammalia; Artiodactyla; Balaenopteridae. The coding region runs from base 787 to 3087 and encodes 766 amino acids. Gene Ontology annotation, molecular function: RNA polymerase II transcription regulatory region sequence-specific DNA binding; protein dimerization activity; DNA-binding transcription factor activity, RNA polymerase II-specific. The transcript is spliced from 13 exons. Gene Ontology annotation, cellular component: nucleus; cytoplasm; transcription regulator complex. The record is from RefSeq and is a predicted model, not a curated record.